AUGGACGGGCACAAGAACAAGACGGAGAAGGGGAAGGAGGAGGUCCGGUACCGGGGAGUCCGGAGGCGGCCAUGGGGUAAGUAUGCGGCGGAAAUAAGGGAUCCGUCGAGGCAAGGGGCAAGACAGUGGCUUGGAACGUUUGAUACGGCGGAAGAAGCUGCAAGAGCAUAUGACAAAGCUGCCUUUAACAUGAGGGGUCAUCUCGCAAUCCUUAAUUUCCCCAACGAAUACUACGCUCAUGUACGAGGAUCCCCACCAUAUCCUCCCUAUUUAGCUUCUUCUUCUUCUUCGGCUUCUUCGUCAUCGUCAGCUUCUUUUCAAGGCCAUGGAAGUGGAAGUUCAUCGUCUGGUUCGUCACGGAGGCAAGUUUUCGAGUUUGAGUGUUUGGAUAAUCAGGUUUUGGAAGACCUUCUUGAACCAGAAGAGGAAAAGAAGAAAAGUAUUGGAGAUUGAUUCUGUUGGGUUGAGCUAUAAUAUAAACCGCAUCAAAUCUCUCUCUCUCUCUCCCCCCUCUCUUUAGUUCCUUUUUUGGUCACGAACAGUCCAGAUAAUUGGAUCUGUCUUAUAUGAAGAUCAGAUUUAUAUGAAAAAGGAGAAAAAACUUGUAUGGGUGCAUCGUUAGUGUCUGUUAAGUUUACUGUGAAUGAACAGAAUCUGAAAAUGAAAUCUACAGCUUCCCAUUGU
Messenger RNA from Prosopis cineraria, 684 nucleotides. RefSeq names its product ethylene-responsive transcription factor ERF098-like. The transcript has a single exon. Gene Ontology annotation, molecular function: DNA-binding transcription factor activity; DNA binding. Gene Ontology annotation, biological process: regulation of DNA-templated transcription; ethylene-activated signaling pathway. The record is from RefSeq and is a predicted model, not a curated record. NCBI's taxonomy places the organism in Eukaryota, Viridiplantae, Streptophyta, Magnoliopsida, Fabales, Fabaceae. Bases 1 to 453 code for a protein of 150 amino acids.